AUGGGGUCGGCCGAGGACGAGAUUCGGGCUCUGACCGCCGAGCUCGAAGAGGAGAAGGGCACGCACGCACUUGUCAGAUCUGAAGUGCGCGCCGCGGAGGCUCGUCUGGCGGAGGCCGAGUCAUCGCUCGCUAUCCGCGAGCAGGAGGUGGGGGAAGCUCACCUCAAGGCCCAAGAGCUCGAGACCCGAGCGGGGGUCGAGGAGUCGGAGGCGGAGACGGAAGCUCCGGCAGCUGACGGGGCUGCCCAGGAGGGCCCGGCCGAGGCACCCGAGGCUGCUCCCGAGGCCGCCGAGGCUGCUCCCGAGAUUGCCGAGGCUGCUCCCGAGGCCGCCGAGGCUGCUCCCGAGAUUGCCGAGGCUGCUCUCGAGGCCGCCGAGGCUGAG
Molecule: messenger RNA, 384 nt
Organism: Phoenix dactylifera (date palm)
Lineage: Eukaryota; Viridiplantae; Streptophyta; Magnoliopsida; Arecales; Arecaceae
Source: RefSeq, a predicted model, not a curated record